Messenger RNA from Lactuca saligna, 624 nucleotides. Lineage: Eukaryota; Viridiplantae; Streptophyta; Magnoliopsida; Asterales; Asteraceae. The record is from the annotation of a GenBank genome assembly.
AUGCGUGCGCCGGUUACCUUCGAGAAAUUUGAAGUUCAUGGCGACAUGAAUAUGAUACCCGAUGAUGUUAUGGCUUCGAUUAAGAAGAAUAGAGUUUGUUUGAAGGGCGAAUUAAUUACGCCGGUGGGCGAAGGGGUUAAUUUGUUGAAUCCUAUGUUGAGGAAAGAACUGGAUUUGUAUGUCUCGCUUGUGAGCUGUUUUAAUUUGCGUGGGUUGCCUUCUAGGCAUGAAAACGUCGAUAUCGUGGUGAUCAGGGAGAACACGGAGGGGGAGUAUUCGGGUUUAGAGCAUGAGGUUGAUCCUGGUGUCGUUGAAAGUCUUAAGGUGAUAACAAAGUUCUGCUCUGAACGCAUCUCAAUAACAGAAAGACUGGAGAUUGCUAAAAGAUAUCCCAACAUCAAAUACAACGAAAUUAUUGUUGAUAAUUGUUGCAUGCAACUUGUUUCAAAGCCUGAGCAAUUCGAUGUCAUGGUGACUCCUAACCUUUAUGGUAACCUAGUUGCAAACAUUGCAGCUGGAAUUGCUGGUGGGACAGGUGUCAUGCUAGGAGACUUCUUCGAUCUCAACCUCUUUGGAUCUGCAGAAAUGAUGGAGGUGGUGGAGUCGGUUUCGGGGUUACCCUAG